AUGGAAUCAGACGGACACGCGGGACACGGGCUUGUCGGAUACGGCAUCAAGAUGUGCGACCCGCCGUGCGCGUUUGCCUGCCGCGAGGCCAUUGCCGGAGCGACGCUCCGCUGUUCCACCGUCGGCUCCGACAACAUGGGCGGCAUGGCAGGGAUGAGCGGCAUGGUCGUGACAGACGGCGAGUGCUUCGCCGCCGACGACGCCUUCUUAGGAACCCUUGCCUGGUGCGUGACUGCCAGGUGCGAGGGAAUUCCGGAAUGGAAGCUUGAGAAGUACUGGAAAGACAACGUCGCCGGGAACGCCGCCGUCCAGCCAGAGCCGAAGGUGACGUUUCAACAGGCGCUGGCCAUGGUCAACAGCACUCCCACCGCGGUAUAUGCGGCCAACGAGCCUGGCCCUCAAGGUCUCUGGUAUGCAGCUUACAAUACCGAUGUUAUAUUCGAGGGCCAGGAGAGUCUGCCAGUGAAGCAUGGUCUUGUCAUUCUCCUUUCCGGGAUUAUGCUUCCGAUCGCCUUCUCGCUCCUGCGGUUCGUGCCAUUGCCGGCGACGUGGUGCUCCAUGUUCAGCGCCUGGGUGAUCGACCCUCUGCUCUUUGGCAGUCACCACGACACGCCAGUCUUUUUCGGGCUUGCGGUGAUGCCUAAACGCGGACAGGCUCUGUUCAUCCUCUACUUCGUCAUGAUCAACACUGUGCUUUCCGCCGUCAACUACGCAUACGCCGACCCAAACACGUGGUUUCCCGGAGACCGGUGGCGCUGGAUGUGCAUGCUGGUCUCCAACUGUCUCGGACUGCUCAGCUUCGCCAACCUACCGCUGGUUUUUUUGUACGCCGGGCGGAAUAAUCUUUUGCUCUGGGUCACUGAUUGGUGGCAUUCGACUUUCCUUCUGCUUCAUCGAUGGAUCGCCAUGAUAGCGACUUUGCAAGCCAUUCUGCACAGCAUUGUUUACUUGGACGUCUAUGUUGAGAAUGGCACGCACUCGUCCGAGUCUAGGGAGCCGUACUGGUACUGGGGUGUGAUCGCCACCGUCGGCCUAGCUGUUAUUUUCCCUACGUCAGCCAUACUAGUCCACAGAAAGGCUUAUGAGAUAUGCCGCGGAAAUCAGCGACGAUAUGAAGAAAAGCCCCGCAAUCGUCACCUCUCUUCCUGA
Messenger RNA from Colletotrichum navitas, 1149 nucleotides. RefSeq lists its product as uncharacterized. Lineage: Eukaryota; Fungi; Ascomycota; Sordariomycetes; Glomerellales; Glomerellaceae. Bases 1 to 1149 code for a protein of 382 amino acids. Gene Ontology annotation, molecular function: ferric-chelate reductase activity. The transcript is spliced from 3 exons. Gene Ontology annotation, biological process: iron ion transport; copper ion import; intracellular iron ion homeostasis. Gene Ontology annotation, cellular component: plasma membrane. The record is from RefSeq and is a predicted model, not a curated record.